GGCGACGUAAUAUUACCAGCGGGCAUUUCCAGUCAGGGCUUUAUACAUUAAAAUGGCUUUAGGUGAAAUGAGUGAACUAGUUUCAUGACUCGAUUAUUUAACAGACGGAACGUUGUCAGCGUUAGUAGUGUUCACUCGCAGUUACACACACCCCCCGUCUCUCGCGUUCUCUCUGUGCGCGUCAACGUAAACACAACAGUUAACGUUGGAAACGUGUGUAGUAACAAAUAAUGGAGGAAGAAGACAAUGUGCAGAACAUGGAUGAUGAUGAUCAUGACGAUGAUGAUGAGAGGGCUUUGGAAUGGGAAGAUGAGGUUAGAGACGUUCACUGGCUGGAUGAUGAUGAUGAUGGUGAUGAAGAGGAGAUGAUUUUGUCCAGGAAGCGUCCAGCGGAGCGCAGCGGUCACGUCGCAGUCACUGAUGGCACCUGUAUGUAUGUGUGGGGGGGUUAUAAGAAUGCUGAAGCUGCUGACUGGUACUUGCCAAAGAAUGAAAUCUGGAUAUACAACAUGGAGACGGAAGGAUGGAAAAUGAAGCGUUCAGAGGGUGAUGGACCGGACUCCAUGUCAGGCAGCUGUGGCACGUGUGUUGAUGGCGUUCUUUAUCUGUUUGGAGGUCACCAUACCACAGGAAACACAAAUUUGGUGUAUCGUCUUCCACUGAGAAGCCAAACACUCCGCUGGGAAAAGAUGAGCGACUUAAAGGGCCUGGCACCUACGAGUAAAGACAAACUGGGCUGUUGGGUUUACAAAAACAAGCUGGUGUAUUUCGGGGGCUAUGGCUACGCCGCACCGCCCGGUCACAGAGGAACCUUUGAGCUUGAUGAAAUGGGAAAUCAUGUGGGCAGAGGUUGGAACAAUCACAUUCACAUCCUUGAUCUCGAGACAUUGACGUGGAGCCAACCCAUCACAAAGGGAAAUGCUCCGUCCCCGCGCGCUGCUCACGCCUGUGCCACGCUGGAUAACAGAGGUUAUGUCUUUGGAGGUCGUUAUAUGGACCAUCGUCUCAAUGAUUUGCACUACAUCAACCUGGACACGUGGACAUGGAGUGAAAUAUGUUUUCCUCAACGCGGUCCGACGGGUCGUUCGUGGCACUCUCUGACCUCAGUGUCACCUGAUCAUCUCUUUCUCUUCGGGGGCUUCACCACCAACAGAGAAACGCUGAGUGACGCUUGGAUCUACUGCGUCAGUAAAAAUGAGUGGAAACCAUUCAAUCCUGAGCAGGCAGGACGUCCCAGAUUGUGGCACACAGCGUGUUUGGGUCAUGACGGUGAAGUAUUUGUGUUUGGAGGUUGUGCCAAUAAUCUUCUCUCAAGUGACCUAGCGGCUCAUAGCAAUGAUCUGUUGGUAUUCAGCGUGCUGCCCAAAUCACUUCUCAGGCUGUGUUUAGAUGCAGCUGUCCAGUACAGAAAACAGACGGAGCACCUGUGGGAUGUUUUACCCAAACAUCUGCUUCUUCAGCUCAAACAGAGAAUCAUUGGAGAUGCUUGAGGAUCAAAACCUCGCGAGACUAGACAGAAAAACAUCAGUGAUGUUUGGGCCUGACUUUUUGUAGAAAAACAAAAGGAUUUACAAAAGAAGAUAUCUGGUCAUAACAAAAAUAUGUUAUUUCAACUUUUUAACCCACGUUCAUUAGCUAAUGUCCCUGUAUUAUUGUUGAAUUUUUUUAUUGUGGUCACAUUACAGUUUAUAUAAUAAAAUUUGCUCAAUCAAAUACAAACCAUA
This is a messenger RNA of Triplophysa dalaica, 1724 nucleotides long. It is a transcript of the gene klhdc2, whose product is annotated as kelch domain containing 2. Lineage: Eukaryota; Metazoa; Chordata; Actinopteri; Cypriniformes; Nemacheilidae. The record is from RefSeq and is a predicted model, not a curated record. Gene Ontology annotation, molecular function: protein binding. Bases 231 to 1490 code for a protein of 419 amino acids. The transcript has 14 exons.